GUCAUGGGCUCGUGACUGGCGGACACGCCCAAUCCAUCCCAUUUUGACACUAAACGCAAAUGGAGGAUUGCGCCCCGUUCACACUAGACUAAAAAGUCACUACUACCGACUGUCAACUCGCUCCAUUUUUCAGCUCUGCCAUGUUCAUGUUCUCUAUCCGUGGCGGGAUCCAACCAUUGCCCAGACUGGCCCCACUGCCCACUCACCGUCCACAGUAGACUUAAGACUAGUCCAUCAUGUGUCUGGGUUUCUCAUUGUCAGAACUAUUAAUCAGUGUACCAUGGAUGCACACCUCGUCCCUGUCAUCGCUCUUGUUCUCAUGUGGUUGUCAUCCCUGAAACUGGAUCCUAAACUUUCUCUCCUUUCCUUUUCGGCGGCUUUUUCCUGGAUUCCCAGAGCUCUCCCGAACUUUGGAUCAAACUCCUCAUCCUCCUCGUGCGCGGGCGCUGCCCGUCACACCAAAAGGGGAGGAGGAGAGGGGGGUGUGGUUCGGGAUCCAGACAAUUUACAACUAAUUAAUCCCACUUUAUCGCAAUAACAG
Aspergillus piperis CBS 112811 is the source of this 541-nucleotide messenger RNA. RefSeq lists its product as uncharacterized. Bases 281 to 538 code for a protein of 85 amino acids. Lineage: Eukaryota; Fungi; Ascomycota; Eurotiomycetes; Eurotiales; Aspergillaceae. The transcript has a single exon. The record is from RefSeq and is a predicted model, not a curated record.